AUGAAAGUGAAAGAUGGAGUCACAAUGGUGGAGAUGCAAGGGCUCGCAGCUCAUUUGAGUUAUGAAAAUCGUGCCAAAGUUAUGGGAAUUUUUGUUCUUUCUACAUGUCUCAUAAACGUCGUGCUGCCAGUUCAAGUGUACUUUCGUUUCUACACAUUGAAAACGUAAGAUUAACGAAACAAGUCAACAUUUUGGGCCUAAUUUUUAGAUUCCAAUUUUUGACCACUCGGAUGUCGUUGCUCUUAUUCAUAAUUGCCAUACUAUCUUGUUGUCCGGCCGGUUUAUCGUGCUGGCAAACAUACCAAUGGUCGGCUUCGGAACGAGCCGGCUUUAACUUCGCGACAUUGUGGUAUGAUGAAGUGCCGGUUCCGAAUCUUCUCGUUGGUGACAUUGUGAGUUGUUUUCCAAGCCAAUAUUUUUCAUUAAACAGAUUUUAUGCUUGACUUAAAUUGGCUAUUCAGUGACGGACCUGAUCCAAUGGCAAAAAACACCCCAUUUUGCAUCGGGGAAGUAUCAAAAAUGUAGCAAAAUGCCUCCCUCUCCAACUUAAAAAAAUCCAUUUUGAAGGGCGUCGCACGUAAAACUGAGAUAAGCUAAAACAGUCCGGUGAAUGGAUUGGCAAUCUGCCAAAAAAAGACGCUAAAAAACUUUUUGUCGAGGGAGAAAUGGGGAAUUUUCAGGGCGAGAGAGUACGUUUUUGCGCGUCUUUUCUCUGACUUCUCUGUGAAAUCAAGAGGAAAUGUAAAAAACCAAUAGCGAAGGGUCUAUUCCGAUCACCGGACUCCUCAGUUUCUAGUUCGUGCGUCGUACCCUUUUCCUCACAAAAAGCGCGAGCGGCUUUUGGAAGUUUUUCACUUGUAGAAGGAGGUAUUUUGCCACAUUUUUUGAUACUUCUCGGAUGCAAAGUGGUACGUUUCUUGCCACUAGACCAGGUCCGCCACGGCAACUUUAUUUUUCUGGCCAAAUUUGAAGAUUCUUUUUCCUCGUUUUCUUCAGAACCUCCCGUCUUGUUCAGUACCAAACACGUGGUACGAAAGCGCACGUUGCAUUUUUGCCCACCAGACGUUUUUCCGAAACAAUUUUCCUGUCUAAAAUCUUGUCAUCACUCGAUAGUAUGCGUACGAAACGUGUCAGAAAAUUCACCGAGUUGACGUGUUUUCUAACUGCACUUUUGACAGAGCUUUAUACAAAGUAAGUUUUAGCGCUCAAUUCACCACAAGCUGUACUUCCUGCUCGGUGCGUCAGCAGUGGUCACUGGCUAUUGUCUUGUUUUGUACUACGCAUAUCAAACUCAUCGAAUAUUAAAAGCAAAAGCCGCUGGACUCUCCGAAAAAACAAAACGACUACAAAUGCAGUUGUCUCGUUUCCUAACUACUCAGGUAUUGUAUGACCUUCAAAACAAACAACAUUUUUGUAGGUAUUGACCCAUUUGGUGGUCUACGAAGUCCCUGUUUUCUGGAUGAUCGUGUCGGUGAUGUUCCGCUGUGACACCGGACAUCACGGCUAUCUCAUGAACAUCGCUUUGAGCUCUCUUCCAAUCAUAAAUCCACUAAUGACGUUGAUCAUUAUUGGCCCGUAUCGCAGGAGUAUUAUUGGCGCGUUUUGUUGCAAUAAGAAGCGAAUCUUUUCGCAGGCCAGCUUCCAACAAAGUCAACGACUCUCCACGCUCAAUCAACAAAUUACAUAG
Messenger RNA from Bursaphelenchus xylophilus (pine wood nematode), 1687 nucleotides. The record is from the annotation of a GenBank genome assembly. NCBI's taxonomy places the organism in Eukaryota, Metazoa, Nematoda, Chromadorea, Rhabditida, Aphelenchoididae.